Messenger RNA from Pistacia vera, 2723 nucleotides. RefSeq names its product cysteine-rich receptor-like protein kinase 10. Gene Ontology annotation, biological process: protein phosphorylation. Bases 90 to 2042 code for a protein of 650 amino acids. The record is from RefSeq and is a predicted model, not a curated record. The transcript has 7 exons. Lineage: Eukaryota; Viridiplantae; Streptophyta; Magnoliopsida; Sapindales; Anacardiaceae. Gene Ontology annotation, molecular function: ATP binding; protein kinase activity.
UAUAAAUCUCAUAAAAUACGUUAUAACUAUAUACUAGCUUCAUGAUAAUUGAUUUCUAGAAAAAUUCCAGAGUUCUCUGCUACAAAAGAAUGAACAUGCCUUGCAGUAAAUUCUUUGUUUUUUUUCAGUUUGUCUGUCUUCUGUGCUCUCUGAUCAAUUUGAUAAAUGCAACCGAUCCAUUUUACCUUUAUCACAUUUGCCCAAACACUUCUACUUUCACUAGGAACAACACUUAUCAAACCAACCGGAAUCUUUUGUUCACUUCGCUUUCUUCCCAUGUCAAUCGUAACGGUUUCUUCAAGGCCACCGCAGGCGACGACCCCAACAAGGUCUACGGCCUCUUUCUUUGCCGGGGUGAUCUCAAUUCCACAACCUGCCAAGAUUGUAUCAAUUUUGCCACUUUGGAUGUAACUAGACAUUGCCCUGUUCAGAAAGGAGCAAUAAUAGGCUAUGAAGAGUGCCUUUUACGUUAUUCAAAUGGGCCUUUCUUCUCUACAGUGGAUGAUGACGGGGGUGUUAUGAUGACUAAUGUAGACAGCGUUUCAGAAGCAGUCCGGUUUAGUGAGCUGGUGAAGAGAAUGAUGAACGAGACGGUAACUCGGGCUGCAAAUUCUCCGAAAAGGUUCAUGACGAAAAGGGGAAAUUUCACAUCCUCCCAAUCACUGUACUGUCUUGCACAGUGCACACAGGACCUUUCAAGUUUUGACUGUAAGACAUGUCUUCAACAAUCUAUUUCACAGUUGCGGACGACGCAGCAAGGAGGAAGAAUGCUGUAUCCGAGUUGUUAUAGCCGGUAUGAACUUUACCCGUUUUAUACUCAAAACGUGACUGCGUCUCCAGCAGUGCCUCAAUCUCCUCCGCCUCAUGCUUCUGUGACAAGACCUGAAGGAAGAAGCCGAAUCUCAACUUCAAUAAUCAUUGCCAUCAUUGCUUCAAUUGCUGUCGCUGUGGUGCUUUCCAUUGCGAUAUAUCGUCUCAUAAGUAGGAGAGCAAUAAAGAAGAAUAGUGAUAUACAGGAAGAUGAUUUUGGGAAUGACAUUACAAAGGCCUUGCAAUUUGAUUUUGGGGCAAUUAAAGUAGCCACAAACAAUUUUUCAACUGAUAAUAAGCUGGGUGAAGGUGGAUUUGGUGAGGUUUAUAAGGGCAUACUUCCUAAUGGACGAGCCAUAGCCGUAAAGAGGCUUUCGAGAAGAUCCUGCCAAGGUUCUGCAGAAUUCAAGAAUGAAAUCGUAUUGGUAGCCAAGCUCCAACACAGAAAUUUGGUUAGGCUGAUGGGAUUUUGCUUGGAGGGAGAAGAAAAGAUUCUUAUAUAUGAAUUUGUUCCCAACAAAAGUCUUGACUAUUUUUUAUAUGAUCCUAAAAAGCAAGGACAAUUGGAUUGGUCAACACGCUACAAGAUAAUUAGAGGCAUUGUUCGAGGGUUGUAUUAUCUUCACGAGGAUUCUCAGCUUAAAAUUAUUCAUCGUGAUCUCAAAGCUAGCAAUGUAUUGUUAGACGAGAAUAUGAACUCCAAAAUUUCCGAUUUCGGCUUGGCGAAAAUAGUUGGAGUUGAUUCAUCCCAAGUACAUACAAACAAAGUGGUUGGGACAUAUGGUUACAUUUCACCAGAAUAUGCUAUACAUGGGCAGUGUUCAGUGAAAUCCGAUGUGUAUAGCUUCGGAGUUCUAGUUUUAGAGAUCAUUACUGGCAAGAAGAGCAACAAAUUCUAUCAAACAGAUGGUGCUGAGAAUCUCAUGAGCUACGCUUGGAAACACUGGAGAGAUGGAACACCUUUGCAAUUGUUGGAUUCUACUCUGUCAAAUUCUUAUUCAAGAGACGAAGUGAUCAGAUGCGUCCAUGUGGGGUUGUUAUGUGUCCAGGAAGAUCCAACUGAGAGACCAACAAUGGCAACAAUCGAUCUCAUGCUUAAUAGUUACUCUGUUACUCUUCCAUCACCUCAGCAGCCGGCGUUUUACCUCGGCACUAGAAGGGAGGUGACCAUGCCACCAAACAAGCCCUGCUCUGUGUAUGAAGAAUCCAUUACUGAAUUAUAUCCUCGAUAAUGGGGGAUGACUGCUGAGCUUGUGCUUCAAGAAUCAAGAUUUUGUAUAAUAUGGUUAACUCGCAUGUACGCUAACAAACAAUAAAAAAGAAAAGAUCUAAGAUGCAUGAUAAAAGUGCAGAAGAUUUCCAUAGUUCCCUGUUACAAAAGAAUCAAAAUGCCUUUCCUUGAAUUCUUUCCGUUUGUCUAUCUUCUAUGAUUUCUUAUCAGUUUGAACGUUGUCGUGUUUUGCCCACCUCGACCGAUAUCUAUCAGUCCAACGUCAAACUUUUCCUCUCCAAUAGCGGCAGCAAUCUUUUGUUCACUUCAGCCUUUCUUUUGUACCGUGAACGAUGAUUACAACGUUUCGAUGUUUAAUACAAGGAACGCUACAGAAGCAGUCCGGUUUGACAAGCCGGCGAAGAGUACGAUGAACGAAAGUGCAACGCAGGCUGCAAAUUCUCCCGACAAGUUGAUGGCAUCAAAGGGGAAAUUUCACAGCCUCGUAAUCACUGUACUCUCUAGUCCAGUGCACGCAGGACCUUUCCAGUUUUGAUUGUAAUCGAUGUCUUCACCACUCCAUUGCAGAAUUGCAAACUACAAAAGUUGGAGGAAGAGCUCUGAUAAGUGAGAAAUACAUUUAGGAGAUGGUAAAAUUUGUCUCACUUUUUUGAGGUUAUAAUGUAUAUGCGAUGGUAAAAGA